AGCUAAUCAUGUCUCUUUGGGUUGCCUUCAUGGCUAUUUCUGUAUAGGAAGGUUUGCUCUUCUGAAGUGUGGCUGCAUUGGAUAGCAUGACUAUCUAUCCACCCGCUCUGAUUCAUAACAGCAUACGGUGCAAAUCAAACCGAAAUGCUAAAGUUUCCCAUUUAUUCGGUGUUGGUUAGCCAGGAGGCUACCAGCAACCCUGGAGAUAGCGACACCUUGUUAGGAAGUCAGCUCCCUUCCCAGGAUGUUGGAACCUUUAAACGAGGGUUUUCUUUCUAGAGUCUCCGAUCUGCUGCUGUGCAGAUGGACUUGCCGGCACUGCUGUCAGAAGUGCUAUGAGUCCAGCUGUUGCCAGUCGAGUGAGGAUGAAGUUGAAAUUCUGGGACCUUUUCCUGCCCAGACUCCUCCCUGGCUGAUGGCCAGCAGGAGCAGUGACAAGGACGGGGACUCUGUCCACACAGCCAGUGAUGUCCCGCUGACCCCACGUACCAACUCCCCAGAUCGAAGAUGUUCAUCCUCAGACACAUCUAAGUCUACGUACAGCCUGACCCGGAGGAUUUCAAGUCUCGAGUCCAGACGACCCAGCUCCCCGCUCAUUGACAUUAAACCCAUCGAGUUUGGCGUCCUCAGCGCUAAGAAGGAGCCCAUCCAACCCUCGGUGCUCAGAAGGACCUACACCCCGGACGACUAUUUCAGAAAGUUCGAGCCCCGGCUGUACUCCCUCGACUCCAACAGCGACGAUGUGGACUUUCUGACGGACGAGGAGAUCUUGUCCAAGUACCAGCUGGGCAUGCUGCACUUCAGCACCCAGUAUGACCUGCUGCACAACCACCUGACGGUGAGGGUGAUCGAGGCCCGGGACCUGCCACCGCCCAUCUCCCAGGACGGCUCACGCCAGGACAUGGCGCACUCCAACCCCUACGUCAAGAUCUGCCUGCUGCCAGACCAGAAGAACUCCAAGCAGACGGGGGUCAAACGCAAGACCCAGAAGCCGGUGUUUGAGGAGCGCUACACCUUCGAGAUCCCCUUCCUAGAAGCGCAGAGGAGGACCCUGCUGCUCACCGUGGUGGACUUCGACAAGUUCUCGCGCCACUGUGUCAUCGGGAAGGUGUCGGUGCCGCUGUGCGAGGUUGACCUGGUGAAAGGCGGGCACUGGUGGAAGGCGCUGAUUCCCAGUUCCCAGAAUGAAGUGGAGCUGGGGGAGCUACUUCUGUCACUGAAUUAUCUCCCAAGUGCUGGGAGACUAAAUGUUGAUGUCAUUCGAGCCAAGCAACUUCUUCAGACGGAUGUGAGCCAAGGUUCAGACCCCUUUGUGAAAAUCCAGCUGGUACAUGGACUCAAGCUUGUGAAAACAAAGAAGACUUCCUUCUUAAGAGGCACAAUUGAUCCUUUCUAUAAUGAGUCUUUCAGCUUCAAAGUUCCCCAAGAAGAACUGGAAAACGCCAGCCUAGUGUUUACAGUGUUUGGUCACAACAUGAAGAGCAGCAACGACUUCAUCGGCAGGAUCGUCAUCGGCCAGUACUCUUCGGGCCCCUCUGAAUCCAACCACUGGCGGCGCAUGCUCAACACCCACCGCACGGCCGUGGAGCAGUGGCACAGCCUACGGUCCCGGGCCGAGUGUGACCGCGUGUCUCCUGCCUCGCUGGAGGUGACCUGAGGGCUGCAGGGAAGGCACGUGUCGUUUGU
Molossus molossus (Pallas's mastiff bat) is the source of this 1686-nucleotide messenger RNA. It is a transcript of the gene SYT17, whose product is annotated as synaptotagmin 17. The transcript has 8 exons. The record is from RefSeq and is a predicted model, not a curated record. Gene Ontology annotation, biological process: calcium-ion regulated exocytosis; regulation of calcium ion-dependent exocytosis; regulation of dopamine secretion. The coding region runs from base 245 to 1657 and encodes 470 amino acids. Gene Ontology annotation, molecular function: syntaxin binding; clathrin binding; calcium-dependent phospholipid binding. Lineage: Eukaryota; Metazoa; Chordata; Mammalia; Chiroptera; Molossidae. Gene Ontology annotation, cellular component: membrane.